Molecule: messenger RNA, 7005 nt
Organism: Orbilia oligospora ATCC 24927
Lineage: Eukaryota; Fungi; Ascomycota; Orbiliomycetes; Orbiliales; Orbiliaceae
Exons: 6
Coding region: 1-7005 (2334 amino acids)
Biological process (GO): carbohydrate metabolic process
Cellular component (GO): extracellular region
Molecular function (GO): cellulose binding
Source: RefSeq, a predicted model, not a curated record
AUGAAGCCCUAUCCAGCGGUAGGGCUCACCUUUGGUUGGGUGGGCCUUGCUCAAGCUGGUCUCCUUGAUAAUGUUCUUGCACCUGCCUCUUCUGCCGGCCUUCUUGAUUUUAUCGUAGGAGGUGGUACCUCCGCAACCAGCCGUGUCUGGCAGAUGUUAAGUCGAGGUCCUGUCAGCGAUAUCAUGAGUAAUGCGAUCGCCUGCAAUCAACCAGACGGGACUUCCUGGCCCGUGGCGGCAACGGUCAAAGCUGGUGGAUCUAUCACUUUCGAUUGGCCAGGCUGGCCGUCGAACUACAAGGGCCCUAGCCUGUCAUAUCUUGCCUACUGUAGUAGUGGGGACUGCUCUAACGAAAACCCCAACCUGCUUGACUUUUUCAAGAUUGAUGAGGAUGGGCUGCAUGAUGACGGGUCGUGGGCAUCUGAUUCCAUUGCUGCGGGAAGCGGUUACACUAUCAACAUUCCAUCUAAUAUCGCCUCGGGAAGCUAUAUGAUGAGACAUGAAUUCGUAAAUCUGGGCGGCGCAAGUCUCCUUAACGGGGCCAAAUUCUAUCCCAUGUGCGCUAGUCUAAAGGUGACUGGUGGGGGAUCCGCACGGCCUUCAGAUACCGUCCGAUUUCCCGGAGCAUACACUUCACUAGACCCUGGGAUUCUUGUCACCAUCGGUAACUUACUUGGGUCUAAUUCUUAUAUAUUUCCGGGACCUGCUCUUAUAUCCGGAGCAGGCUCGAGGACUUCUAUCACUGCUACCGCGAGGACGACUACAUCUGCCCUUAGAAAUAGCACCGGGACGGCCAUUUCUGUUUCAACGACGUCUCUAUCCGGAACAUUCACGAAGAGUUCAUCUGCAGCGACAACUUCGACAAAGGCGCUGGUUCCAGCUUACGGGCAGUGCGGCGGUCUAACUUAUCUUGGGGCCACAGAAUGUGUACCGGGAUAUAUAUGCUCAGUUUCGAACAGCUUUUACUCGCAAUGUGUACCUGACCCAAAUAGCAGCAGCUCUGUGCGUGUGUCUACAUCUUCUACUGUUGCUUCCACAUCUAAUAGCAUUGGCGCUUCGACGUCCUCAACAUCCACGACAUCCAGCUCAUCCACAGCGCUUGCCUCUGCAUACGCACAAUGCGGUGGCCUUACUUACAUUGGGCCUACGGAGUGCGUGGCGGGAUACUAUUGUUCAAAGUCAAAUAGCUUCUAUUCACAAUGUAUCCCAAGUCCAAAUACCGCCGUUGUGGUUACUUCGUCCGCAUCUACUACUGGUACAUUGAGUAGUUCUUCCAUCGGGUCGUCUACUUCUAGUAGUUCAUCAGCAGUCUCUAAAACGAGCUCAUCUUUAUCUACGUCGCUAACAACUACGCCGGCUGCAGCCUAUGCACAAUGUGGUGGACUUCUCUGGACCGGCGCCACGACUUGUGUGACCGGGUACUGGUGCUCGAAGUCUAGCGACCAUUAUUCGCAAUGUAUUCCUGGGACAGAUCCUAAUUCUCCCAGCACUACUUCUGCGGCGUCUAUCCCUAGUACUACUUCCACAUCCUCGACUUCGGCAGCACCAACACCUCGUGCUGCCGCUUACGCUCAAUGCGGCGGAGCCACAUGGACUGGCGCAACUACUUGUGUCGACGGUUACUGGUGCUCGAAGUCAAGUGACUAUUACUCGCAGUGUGUUCCUGGAACAGAUCCAAACGCGUCGACUACCACUUCAAAAACAUCUAGUUCCACAACUAUUUCUACUUCUUCCGCUUCUACUUCGUCAGUGGCAAGCACACCCGCUGCUGCUGCCUAUGCACAAUGUGGAGGGAUCACAUGGACUGGAGCGACUACUUGUGUUUCUGGGUUCUAUUGUUCCAAGUCGAGCGACUAUUAUUCACAGUGUAUUCCUGGAACGGAUCCAAAUGCAUCAAGCACUACCUCCACAUCCAAGGUGUCCACAUCCAGCGUUACAUCUGCUUCUUCCACUUCUUCAGCUGCAAGUAUGCCUGCAGCCGCUGCCUAUGCGCAGUGUGGUGGGUUAUUAUGGACCGGAGCGACUACUUGCAUUACUGGGUACUACUGUUCAAAGUCGAACGAUUACUAUUCUCAGUGUAUACCAGGAACAGAUCCUAAUGCAUCAACUAGUACUUCUGCGUCCACUUCGAAAGCAUCUACUAGUUCUAGUACUUCCUCCGCCACGGCUGGAAUAUCUCUCAGUCUUCCGAACGCCGUAACCGGAAUUUUAAGCGCCACUUCAAAAGCCACAACGUCAACAACAGUAACAACAGCCACGGGAACAACAGCCACGGAAACAACAGCCGCUACAAGCAAAAUCUUGACUACUGCCUCCUCGAGUGGUUCAUCGAGCACAUUUUCCAUCAAUACUGCCACAGUUGGUGCCUACGCUCAAUGUGGUGGUAUUAAUUACAGCGGAGGUACUCGCUGUGAAUACGGAUGGGAGUGCGUUCUCCAGGAUGACUACUAUUCACAAUGUAAACCUGCGGCAACAUCAGUUCCUCUAUCAACCGCUUCUGUCAAUACUGCCACUGUGGGUGCCUAUGCUCAGUGUGAUGGUGUCAACUAUAGCGGAGGUACCCGUUGUGAAUAUGGCUGGGAGUGUGUCCGCCAGGAUGACUACUAUUCUCAGUGUAAGCCUGCAUCGACGUCGGUACCACUGUCAGCCUCGAGCUCGAGUGUUAAGGCUUCUUCGCUCAUAACCACGAGUUCCAGCGUUAAGCUUUCUUCAACACCGGUAACAAGCUAUAGCAUCGUAAUUUCUUCUCUAUCAGUUAAUACGGCUAUCGUUGCUGGAUACACUCAAUGUGGUGGAAUCGGAUACACUGGAGGCACAAAAUGCGAGUACGGUUGGGAAUGUGUUCGUCAAGACAACUACUAUUCCCAAUGUAAGCCCGCCACAACAUCAGUACCGCUGUCUACUUCUCGUAGUCAAACUUCUUCAGCAUCUGUAAAUACUGCCACCGUGGGCUCUUAUGCACAAUGCGGAGGUAUCAAUUACACCGGUGGAACACGCUGUGAAUAUGGUUGGGAGUGUGUUCGUCAGGAUGAUUACUAUUCUCAGUGUAAACCUGCCGCGACUUCCGUUCCACUUUCAACCUCUAGUAGCAGGACUUCCUCGGUAUCUAUAAACACGGCUACGGUUGGCUCUUAUGCACAAUGUGGAGGCAUCAACUACAGUGGUGGUACACGCUGUGAAUACGGCUGGGAAUGCGUACGUCAAGAUGAUUACUAUUCACAAUGUAAACCUGCAUCGACUUCGGCUCCACUUCCAACUUCAAGUUCGUCAGUAUCUGCAAACACCGCUACUGUCGGUUCCUACGCACAAUGUGGUGGAAUUGGAUAUACUGGCGGAACACGUUGUGAAUAUGGCUGGGAAUGUGUUCGUCAAGACGAUUACUAUUCCCAGUGCAAACCGGCGGCUACCUCAGUUCCCCUUACGACUUCACCCACAGGCAGUAUUAAAGCCGCUUCAUCUACUACUUCCAGUUCCGGUGUGGGCCUCUCGUCGCUUUCAGCGAAAACAGCAAUUGUAUCCGUGGCUUCGAGUUCCACAACCAAAGCGCCUUCGUCAGCCUCGUCAUCAAGCGCUAGCGUUUCAGUCUCUUCUUUCUCUGUGAAUACCGCUAUCGUAUCUGGGUAUUCUCAAUGCGGAGGUAUUGGGUAUACUGGUGGAACUCAAUGUGAAUAUGGAUGGGAGUGUGUGCGCCAGGAUGAUUACUAUUCUCAAUGUAAACCUGCUGCGACUUCCACGCCUCGCUCGUCAUCGACGUCUACUGCGUCGAUAAAUACAGCCACGGCCGGGUCUUAUGCUCAGUGUGGUGGGAUCGGAUAUACCGGAGGAACUCGCUGUGAGUAUGGAUGGGAAUGUAUUCGCCAGGAUGAUUGGUACUCUCAAUGUAAACCUGCCGCUACGUCAGUACCGACAACGUCCGCUACAUCGAGUUCAACAUCCUCCCGACCUACGAGUUUGAGCUCAGCUGGUGGAUUAUUAAAUCCUUUGAAAGAUGCCCUUCUUUCGGCACCCGUGUCGGCAGCAUCAACGACAUCAACCCGAGCAGCCACAUCUAUGACGGCAUCUGCAAGCUCAACCACCUCAGUGAAUACUGCCACAGUUGUGGCUUAUGCUCAAUGUGGUGGGAUCAACUAUAGUGGGGGAACCCGUUGCGAGUACGGCUGGGAAUGUGUUCGUCAAGACGAUUAUUAUUCUCAAUGUAAACCAGCUGCUACCUCAGUACCACUAUCCAGUUCAAUUAAGAUUAACACCGCAACAGUUGGAGCUUAUGCACAGUGCGGAGGCAUCAAUUACAGCGGUGGGAAUCGAUGUGAGAACGGGUGGGAGUGCGUACGACAAGAUGACUACUACUCACAAUGUAAGCCGGCGGCUACUUCUACAGCUCUGUCAACAUCACUAUCGGUUAAUAACGCCAUGGUUGCGGGCUAUGCGCAGUGCGGUGGUAUCAAUUAUACAGGAGGUACUAAAUGCCCUUAUGGUUGGGAGUGCGUUCGACAAGACGACUACUACUCCCAAUGUAAACCAGCCGCAACUUCUGUGCCUUCCACAACAUCUGCGCCAGCUGUGACAUCAACUAGUCCAGCCACGAUCUCUAAAACCACUUCCACUUCUCGCUUGGUUAAUUCUGCUACCGUUGCGGGGUAUGCCCAAUGUGGGGGCGUCGAUUACACAGGAGGUACCAACUGCCCUUACGGUUGGGAGUGCGUUCGACAAGACGAUUAUUACUCCCAAUGCAAACCUGCAGCGAUUUCUGUGCCUUUAUCCACUUCCACUCUUGUCAAUACUGCAACUGUGGCUGGAUAUGCUCAGUGUGGCGGUAUAAAUUACAGUGGUGGCACAAGAUGUCCUUAUGGCUGGGAAUGUGUUCGUCAGGACGAUUAUUAUUCUCAAUGCAAGCCUGCAGCUACAUCGACUCCUUCGACCACGUCUGCUGCGGCUUCUACUACCCCGAAUAGUUCAAGUUCGACAAGUAGCCUAUCAACUUCAACUAAGCUUUCUGUUAACCUGAAUAUUGUAUCAGGCUAUUCGCAGUGCGGAGGAAUCGGCUACCUCGGAGGUACGGUUUGCGAACCUGGUUGGGAAUGUGUUAGACAGGACGAUUGGUAUUCCCAGUGUAAGCCUGCAGCGAGUUCUACUCCUUCGUCCACAAUAGCUACGACUACCAAUGUCUCGGUGCGCUCGGCUUCUUCAACUAGUUCGCCGGCUCCAGCAGCGACGACUCCUACCACACCGAAGAGUUCAACCACAUCCACAUCCUCAACCCGUUCAACUACUUCCACCCCCUUGGCCACACUAUCAGUCAAUCUUAACAUCGUACCAGGCUAUUCACAAUGUGGUGGUAUUGGUUAUACGGGAGGUACAGUCUGUGAGUAUGGUUGGGAGUGUAUACGUCAGGACGAUUACUAUUCCCAAUGUAAACCAGCCGCGACAUCCACGCCAUUGUCCACAAAGUCCAUUAACACAGCAACUGUGGGAAGCUAUGAACAAUGCGGAGGGGUUAAUUAUAACGGAGGUACUUCAUGCCCCUAUGGUUGGGAAUGUGUGAAACAAGACGAUUACUAUUCACAGUGUAAGCCUGCAUCGACGUCCAAACCGUUGACUACGUCUACACCAACUACCUCUAGUACUACAUUGGUCAAUACUGCUACCGUCGGAGCGUAUGCUCAAUGCGGAGGCAUUAACUAUUCCGGCGGUACACGUUGUGAAUAUGGUUGGGAAUGCGUAAAACAGGACUAUUAUUAUUCACAGUGCAAGCCUGCAUUAACGUCUAAGCCGUUGGCGACGUCCACCGUAUCCGUGAAUACCGCCACUGUCGGAGCAUACGCCCAAUGCGGAGGUAUCAGUUACUCAGGCGGUACCCGUUGUGAAUACGGUUGGGAAUGCGUAAGACAAGAUGAUUACUAUUCACAGUGCAAGCCGGCUGCCACAUUGAAGCCAUUGAAAACGUCUACACCGACUAGCACCAGUACUACUUCAACCAAUACUGCGACCGUAGGAGCAUACGCUCAGUGCGGUGGCAUAAAUUACAGUGGAGGUACUCGUUGUGAGUAUGGAUGGGAAUGCAUCCGCCAGGACGAUUACUAUUCUCAAUGUAAACCUGCUGCUACUUCUGUACCAUUGUCGACAUCCACUCCAACAAGUUCCAGCAUAUUGGCUGUCAGUACAUUGAUUGUUGGAGCAUACGCGCAAUGCGGUGGGAAUGGCUAUACCGGUGGUACUCGUUGUGGGAGUGGUUAUGAGUGCGUACGACAGGAUGAUUGGUACUCACAGUGUAAGCCUGCGGCGACGUCAGCUACUCCUACCCCGACAACUUCAAAUAAGACGACGACUUCUUCCUCUACCCCUAUCCCAUCUGCAACAUCAAGUUUGAGUAAGGUAACUAUAUCAAGCUCUUCAAGUUCUACCUCGUCUAGCUCUAGCUCUUCAAGUCCCUCGAGCUCAAACAGGGUAACUACGACAAGCUCUUCGAGCUCUAGCACAUCAACUUCCAGCUCGUCGACCUCGUCGAGCAGGACAACUACUACGUCGACAACGCCGACAUCUCCAACUUCCACCCUACCUAGCCCAACAAGAGUGACUACAACAUCAAGCUCUUCAAGUUCCAGCUCGACUUCUUCGUCCUCCCUGAGGAUCACAAGCACGAGUACUACCAGCACAACAUCAUCAUCCUCUACUACAUCUCCAGCAAACACCAUAACCGUAGCUGGAUGGGGCCAAUGUGGUGGCAUAGGAUGGACCGGUGGUACAAACUGUCCUUACGGAUGGGAGUGCUCCAGAAGCAAUGAUUAUUACUCCCAAUGUAUUCCAGCAGCUACUUCAAAACCUCUUACCACGAGCACCAGUACAACAUCAACAGCACCAGCCGUUAAUACUGCCGCCGUCGCAGCUUGGGCCCAAUGUGGUGGUAUCGGAUACACUGGCGGGACUGUUUGUCCCAAGGGGUAUUCAUGCUAUUACAUGGGAGAUUGGUAUUCGCAAUGUUGGCCGAGUUGGAUGGUUGGCGGGUAG